Messenger RNA from Drosophila hydei, 1728 nucleotides. Its product is annotated as solute carrier family 2, facilitated glucose transporter member 1-like. The coding region runs from base 1 to 1563 and encodes 520 amino acids. The record is from RefSeq and is a predicted model, not a curated record. Gene Ontology annotation, cellular component: membrane. NCBI's taxonomy places the organism in Eukaryota, Metazoa, Arthropoda, Insecta, Diptera, Drosophilidae. Gene Ontology annotation, biological process: monosaccharide transmembrane transport. The transcript is spliced from 6 exons. Gene Ontology annotation, molecular function: hexose transmembrane transporter activity.
AUGAAUUACAGCCCCAACCCAGUGGCCAGUAAAGCACUGCCUCCAUGGGUCCACACAUUUGGAAGCCAGCUACAGGAAUUCCAUACCCUAACGUAUAACACUUGCACUACUCGAGUUAUACAGGAACAGCCCAAAUGGAGCUGGGCCUUGAAGUUUGCUGUUUAUGGCACUACGUUGGGCGCCACUGUGCCUGUGGGCUAUUGUACGGGCGUGGUCAAUAGUCCAGCUGCGCACAUGCGCGCCUGGUGCCAGGAGACGCUGCUCGCUCGCUACGGUCUGCAGCUAAGCGCUGGAGCCUUGGAGCUGCUGUGGGCCACCGUAGUGUCCAUCUUUCUCGUGGGCGGCGCUGUGGGUUCGUUGACGGGCGCCUCGAUAGCCAAUCGAUUUGGUCGUCGUCCCUCCGUCUAUAUAUGCGGUCUGCUGCUGGGUCUGGGCGCCAUUUGUUUCUAUGCUUGUCGUCCGCUGGGCUCCGUGGAGCUCUUGUGCUUGGGCCGAUUGCUGGUGGGCCUGGCUGCUGGGCUGGUCAUCGCCUGCAUUUCCAUGUACCACAGCGAGCUGGCUGCGCUGCAUCAGCGCAGCAAAUUGGCACCGCUCUGCGGCUUGGGCCUGACUGUGGGCGUGGUCGUGGCACAAGUGUUCAGCCUGCAAUCGGUGCUGGGCGGGCAGCAGCACUGGCACCUUGCGCUGGCCCUCUACGGCGUCUUUGUGGUGAUCUUCUAUGCGCCCUACAAAUGGUAUCCCGAGAGUCCCAAAUGGCUCUACAUUGUGAAGGGGCGCAAGGUGGAGGCGGCCCAGCAGCUGCAACGGCUGCGUGGCUAUGCGAAGGACAGUGAAGCGUUGCAGGCGGAGCUCCGUGACAUGGAGGAGGAGGCACGCGUGAAGAGCACGCCGAGCAGCUACCUCCAGGUGCUAAGCAACCCUCAACUGCGUCUGCCCUUAGUCAUUGUGUUCGCUUACCUGGGCGGACAGCAGCUGUCAGGCAUCAAUGCGAUCUUCUACUACUCGGUUUCCAUAUUCCGGCAAGCGGGCAUGAGUCCUCAGCAAGCGGAGCUGGCCAAUCUGGGCGCUGGCUGCACAAAUCUUGCGUCCGCUAUGUUGGGUCCCAUCUUAAUGGAGCGCUUCAAUCGUCGUCCACUGAUGCUCUUCUCCAGCUUCUUCUGCUGCAUCUUUCUCUUUCUCUUUGCCAUGCUGCUGCACUUCAUCGAUCGCUACAGCUGGUUUGCCUUGGCCUGCAUUGUCUGCAUCUUUUUGUACAUUGUUGUCUUCCAGUUCGGUCUGGGUCCGUUGCCUUUCUUUAUAGGCGCCGAGCUCUUUGAGGUGGCGCCGCGUUCGGCUGCCAUGUCCCUAGGCAGCGUCGUCUAUUGGAUAUGCAAUUUGAUCAUUGGCAUGGCCUUUCCCAGCUUGCAAAGUGCCUGGGGUGCUCUGGUCUUUCUGCCCUGCUCCACCAUCUGUCUGCUGCUCUUCAUGGUCACCCUACGCUAUGUGCCAGAGACUCGGGGUCGAGAUCCAUCCGAGGUGGCGCGACUUGUUGCCGAUGGCUUUAAGUCAAAGCGGCCCAGGUGAAAGGCCAGCUCAGAUUCUAUAUAUAGCUGAUCUAUAACUGUAUUCCUUGCCUGAUCUAUGGAAGAUCUUUUUAGGUAGAGUCAAAUAAACAUAUCCUAUAUCCUUCUCAGUUAUAGUAGUUUAUAAUUUUAGUCUGUCUUGAAAAAUAAAGAGCGGAUAGUUUGG